This is a messenger RNA of Rhinichthys klamathensis goyatoka, 2092 nucleotides long. RefSeq names its product growth arrest-specific 7b (gene gas7b). The record is from RefSeq and is a predicted model, not a curated record. Gene Ontology annotation, molecular function: actin filament binding. The coding region runs from base 65 to 1471 and encodes 468 amino acids. Lineage: Eukaryota; Metazoa; Chordata; Actinopteri; Cypriniformes; Leuciscidae. The transcript is spliced from 14 exons. Gene Ontology annotation, biological process: neuron projection morphogenesis; actin filament polymerization. Gene Ontology annotation, cellular component: cytoplasm; actin filament; plasma membrane.
AUGAGAUGAACAGGCUUUGAGGCUCGGAGUAAGUUUGGAGUGUGUGUUCCCCGAGGACUCGACCAUGUCCGGCUGGUUCUGCCGGAGUUUAUACGCGUUUCACGGGGAUCAGCAUCAGCAGGGCUUGAGGUUCGAAGCUGGAGAAAUGAUCAGGAUAACUCAAGCUUUAGAGGGAGGAUGGUGGGAAGGAGAGAAGGACGGAGAGAAGGGAUGGUUUCCAUCGACAUAUGUGCAAACAGAGAACGUGUCGUCGCCGUGUCCCGUGGACGAGCCGCUGCCCAGAGACUGGAGGAGUUACAUGUCUCCACAGGGCCGACAAUACUACGUCAACACCGUCAGCAACGAGACGACGUGGGAGAGGCCGUCCAGCACACCUGGAACCCCGAGAACACCUGUCAAACACAAGAACUGUUUUCUUCCUGCAGUGAAUGGAUUUCAUGCUAAUGACAGCCCGUUGCAUCAGACCGAACACUCACAUGCAGUUGUGCGAAAGGCCAGCACAGAUCAACAGAGUCCCGGCUCGCCGUCACCCGUCAGGAAGCAGGAGUGUGAAUCCACAGUAACUAUAAACUGCGUGACGUUCCCUCUCCCGCUGCACAUGUCGGAGCAGCAGCUGCUCAAACCCGACGAGUGGAGCUACUGCGAUUAUUUUUGGGCGGACAGAAAGGACGCGCAGGGAAGCGCCGGCGUCUCCGGCUUCGAGGUGCUGCUGCAGAAACAGCUGAAGGGACGGCAGAUGCAGAGAGAGAUGGCGGAGUUCGUGCGGGAGAGGAUCAGGAUCGAGGAGGAAUACGCUAAGAGUCUGUCGAAGCUCUCCCAGAUCCCACUAGCGGCGCAGGAGGAAGGCACACUCGGCUCAGCUUGGGUUCAGCUGAAGAAAAGCCUGUCAGACGAGGCCGAAGUGCAUCUCAAGUUCUCCUCUAAGCUCCAGAGUGAAGUGGAGAAACCUCUGCUGAUAUUUCGGGAGAACUUCAAGAAAGACAUGAAGAAGUUUGACCACCACAUGUGUGACCUGAGGAAGCAGCUGGCCGGCCGAUACGCUGCCGUGGAGAAGGCCCGUAAAGCGCUCUCCGAUCGGCAGAAGGAUCUAGAAGUGAAGACCCAGCAGCUGGAGAUCAAACUCAGCAGUAAAAUGGAGGAGGACAUCAAGAAAGCGCGCAGAAAAUCCACACAGGCCGGAGACGAGCUGAUGCGAUGUGUCGACCUCUACAAUCAGUCCCAGUCCAAGUGGUUUGAGGAGAUGGUCACCAGCAGCCUGGAGCUGGAGCGUCUGGAGGUGGAGCGCGUGGAGAUGAUCAGACAACAUCUGUGUCAGUACACAACGCUACGCCACGAGACCGACAUGUUCAACCAGGGCACUGUAGAGCCGGUGGAUAAACUCCUGCGGAGCGUCGAUCCCGCCAGAGACCGAGAACUGUGGGUGAAAGAACACAAAACAGGAGAGCUGAGGCCGGCCGACAUGGAGGUCUGAGGAUAUCCAGAGAGAGAGAGAGAGAUAACACUGCAGAUCGACUCAGCGGAGAGAGAGGACCGGCCGAGCUACAGCCGAAACAAGAGGACGAUCACGUCUCUAACCCAGCGGAGGCUCGAGGAGAACAAGUGUAAAUAUCUGUAUCAGGACUUCACUCAGGAGAACCGAUGUGUCUGUCAGGAUCUACUGAUGCAAUCACAACAUUAGCAUUGAACAGUGUCUGAUCUGUUCGGAACAGAACUAAUAUAUAAAUGCUGCUACUGAUUUAAUUCUGUGACUAAUCAAAGCCAUCGCUUCCAGUUGACAUGAACUGCACAUCUAUAACUCGCAUAAUGCCAUGACAUAUUCAAAACAGUGAGAAUGCAGAUUUGAUGAGGAUUUGAGGAGUUGUAAAGUGGGAUUUCCCAGGACGGACGUGGAAAAGGAAAGCGGAUCCAGAAGUGGAGCGACUCAUUACACUUUGAUGAAUUGAUACUUUUGUCCUUUGUUGUAAUAACUGUAUGAAUCAUUCACAGUAAGACCAGAAACAUGGAUUAACCAGUAAAGUGUUGAUUUCAUGAUGCAGCUUUUGCAGGAAAUAUGAACGAACAAUCGUUCCCACCACGGAAUAAAACAUGAUAU